Molecule: messenger RNA, 1176 nt
Organism: Camellia sinensis
Lineage: Eukaryota; Viridiplantae; Streptophyta; Magnoliopsida; Ericales; Theaceae
Product: peroxisomal 2,4-dienoyl-CoA reductase [(3E)-enoyl-CoA-producing]
Biological process (GO): fatty acid catabolic process
Cellular component (GO): peroxisome
Molecular function (GO): 2,4-dienoyl-CoA reductase (NADPH) activity
Source: RefSeq, a predicted model, not a curated record
GGGAAAGAGAAAUAAUUAUUGAAUUGAGAAGAAAAUGGAGUCGCCGUUCAAGGAAGAUAUACUGAAAGGGAAAGUAGCACUGUUGACAGGAGGUGGUUCUGGAAUUGGCUUCGAGAUCUCCAAGCAGUUUGGCAAACAUGGUGCCUCCAUCGCCAUCAUGGGCCGCCGCAACCAAGUUCUCGAUUCUUCUGUUUCCACUCUCCUUUCCCUCUCUAUUCCGGCUGUUGGCUUUGAGGGGGAUGUUCGUAAACGGGAAGAUGCAAAAAGAGUUGUGGAAUCAACUGUUAAACAUUUUGGCAGGCUUGACAUUCUUGUUAAUGCUGCAGCCGGGAAUUUUCUUGCAUCAUCUGAGGAUUUGUCCCCUAAUGGGUUUCGAACAGUUAUGGAUAUUGAUUCUGUUGGCACGUUCACAAUGUGCCAUGAAGCACUUGAAUAUCUUAAGGAAGGUGGUCCAGGAAGGUGCUCAUCUAGCGGUGGAACAAUACUGAAUAUCAGUGCUACUUUGCAUUACACUGCAGCUUGGUAUCAAAUCCAUGUCUCUGCAGCCAAGGCAGCUGUUGAUGCCAUUACAAGAAACUUGGCACUGGAGUGGGGCACUGACUAUGAUAUCAGAGUCAAUGGAAUCGCUCCAGGCCCCAUAGGGGAUACUGCUGGCAUGAGUAAACUUGCUCCUGAGGAGAUUAAUAGCAAAGCUAAAGAUUACAUGCCCCUGUAUAAGCUUGGGGAGAAAUGGGAUAUUGCGAUGGCUGCUCUCUAUCUUGCAUCAGAUGCUGGUAAAUACAUUAAUGGGAUGACCAUGGCUGUUGAUGGAGGACUUUGGCUGAGUCGGCCUCGCCAUCUACCAAAAGAGGCAGUGAAGCAGCUUUCACGCACUGUGGAAAGGAGAUCAAGGGAUGUAGCUGUCGGGGUUCCAACCAGUAAAUUGUAACCUGGCUCAGAUGUACUCUGGUUGGGUUCCCAAUAAGCAAAUUUUAUCCGAACUCACCACUAAUAUGAUCAUUUGUGAGCCCUAAUAUUCUUGUAGGAGGGGAAUCAGUCACUUGUGUACAAAUAUUUCUAGGGGGAAAUUUUUUUUACCUCUGGGACGAGUGAAUAAUUUUCGUUUAAAUGCCUAUGCUACAGUUUAAGCUGCGGCCAAAUAUAUGGUGGUGAAAUAAUGGCAACUUUAGUUGGUUA